Messenger RNA from Cucurbita pepo subsp. pepo (vegetable marrow), 699 nucleotides. RefSeq lists its product as uncharacterized. Lineage: Eukaryota; Viridiplantae; Streptophyta; Magnoliopsida; Cucurbitales; Cucurbitaceae. The record is from RefSeq and is a predicted model, not a curated record.
AUGGAUUUGUUCUUCUUCCACAAAACAGAGAAAGGUUUGAGCCCUAAUCUCCUCCAAAUAUUCCCCAAAUUCUUCCGAUUCCUAGAGCUCUGCUUCCUGCUCCUUUUCCUCUCCUGGAGCCUCUCUCGGCUCCCGAUCGCCCUCACAAUCUCCGCCGACUUCUUCCGAAAACUCUUCGGCUUCCUCGCCAGUCCGCUCUUCGGAUUCCUCCUCUGUAACGCCAUUAUCUUCACACUACUUGCAAAACCUACCAAAUUUUCAGACCGCAGCGCCGUAUCCGUCGUCGAUGGAGACGAAAUCGAUAGGAUUUACGCAGUCCUAAUCGAAAAAUCUGGAAGCGACGGCGUGCAUGAACGCAAGGUGGAGAUUGUGUACCAGGACAAACAGAUCAUCGCGGAGCCGAUUAGUUCAAUCGAUCACAAAAUUGAAGAGAGGAACGCGGAUACGGAGUCGGAAUCUGGAGUAGAUCAUCCGAAAGUGAUAUUGAGGACGCUAUCAGAGAAACUUAAGCCGAAAACGCAGAGGGAGAAGCUCCGGCGUUCAGAGACGGAGAAGUGCCGGAAUCUGGAGCAUUCGCACGACAUUUUGUACUACCAGGACGAUUUGAGCAGCGAAGAAUUUCAAAGGAAGAUUGAGGCGUUCAUAGCGAAAGAGAAGAAGUUUCGACGGGAAGAAUCUUCCGCCAUUGUACUCCACUGA